Messenger RNA from Dipodomys ordii (Ord's kangaroo rat), 1181 nucleotides. It is a transcript of the gene Hoxb4, whose product is annotated as homeobox B4. Gene Ontology annotation, biological process: embryonic skeletal system morphogenesis; regulation of transcription by RNA polymerase II; anterior/posterior pattern specification. The coding region runs from base 173 to 865 and encodes 230 amino acids. The transcript has 3 exons. Gene Ontology annotation, cellular component: nucleus. NCBI's taxonomy places the organism in Eukaryota, Metazoa, Chordata, Mammalia, Rodentia, Heteromyidae. Gene Ontology annotation, molecular function: DNA-binding transcription factor activity, RNA polymerase II-specific; RNA polymerase II cis-regulatory region sequence-specific DNA binding. The record is from RefSeq and is a predicted model, not a curated record.
GCAGAUUUCCUUAUCCGGGAAUCGCAGGCGGGGUGGCCAUUGGCUCCGAGGAUCACGUGGGCCCCUAACUUUGUUCACUUGACAGUAAGUAGGAGGGCUUUCGGAAACAGGAAAACGAGUCAGGGGGUCGGAAUAAAUUUUAGUAUAUUUUGUGGGCAAUUCCCAGAAAUUAAUGGCUAUGAGUUCUUUUUUGAUCAACUCAAACUAUGUCGACCCCAAGUUCCCUCCGUGCGAGGAAUAUUCACAGAGCGAUUACCUACCCAGCGACCACUCGCCCGGGUACUACGCCGGCGGCCAGAGGCGAGAGAGCAGCUUCCAGCCGGAGGCGGGCUUCGGGCGGCGGGCGGCGUGCACCGUGCAGCGCUACGCGGCCUGCCGAGACCCCGGUCCCGUGCCGCCACCCGCCGGGGCCCUCCUCUCGGAGCCCGGCCAGCGGUGCGAGGCGGUCAGCAGCAGCCCCCCGCCGCCUCCCUGCGCCCAGAACCCCCUGCAUCCCAGCCCGUCCCACUCCGCGUGCAAAGAGCCCGUCGUCUACCCCUGGAUGCGCAAAGUUCACGUGAGCACGGUAAACCCCAAUUACGCCGGCGGAGAGCCCAAGCGCUCCCGGACUGCCUACACUCGCCAGCAGGUCUUGGAGCUGGAGAAGGAAUUUCACUACAACCGCUACCUGACUCGGCGCCGGAGGGUGGAGAUCGCCCAUGCGCUCUGCCUGUCCGAGCGCCAGAUCAAGAUCUGGUUCCAGAACCGGCGCAUGAAGUGGAAGAAAGACCACAAGUUGCCUAACACCAAGAUACGCUCGGGUGGCACCGCAGGCGCAACCGGAGGCCCCCCUGGCCGACCCAACGGAGGCCCCCCUGGCCUCUAGUGCCCACCCCAACAGGAGCCUCGAACCUGGGGGAAUGGGGGUGGGCAGCAAGUACAGAGAUGGGGGGUAUGUGGGGUGUGGGAAGGGACCAUCCCCUCUGGGGCCUGGGCCAGGGAAAAACCCCUAUUCACCCUUUCUCACUUUAUAUGAAUAAACACAGAGAAGGGAGAUGGGGAAGCUUUAUUUAUAAAAGUGACAAUAGGCAUAGGAAGCCGGGGAUGCCCAGCCCCCAGAAGCAGGAUUCAGGUCUCUUGCUUUCUUCCAAGAAAAGAAGAAAGGAACUAAGAAAGAAAGGAAGGAAGGAAGGAAGAAAGAA